Molecule: messenger RNA, 3489 nt
Organism: Ornithorhynchus anatinus (platypus)
Lineage: Eukaryota; Metazoa; Chordata; Mammalia; Monotremata; Ornithorhynchidae
Gene: PMS1
Product: PMS1 homolog 1, mismatch repair system component
Biological process (GO): mismatch repair
Cellular component (GO): MutLalpha complex
Molecular function (GO): ATP hydrolysis activity; ATP-dependent DNA damage sensor activity; mismatched DNA binding
Source: RefSeq, a predicted model, not a curated record
AUGGCCGUGGUGAAGGAGCUGGUCGAGAAUUCUUGGACGCCCGGAGCCACCAGCAUCGAGGUGAAACUGGAGAACUACGGCCUGGAGAAGAUCGAAGUGCGUGACAACGGGCAGGGAAUCCGUGCGGUGGACGCGCCCGUCAUGGCGGUCCAGGCACUACACUCCAAGAUCAGCAGCCACGAGGACCUGGACCAACUGACCACCUACGGCUUCCGCGGGGAGGCCCUGGGCUCCGUGUGCUGCAUCGCGCGAGGUUUUGAUCAGACAAAGACAGCGGCGGACAACUUCAGCACCCAGUAUGUUUUGGACAGCAGCGGCCACGUCACUGCGCAGAAACCACACCUCGGACAAGGGACCGUCACGGUCCUGCGACUGUUCAAGACUCCCGUGCGGAAGCAGUUCUUCUCCACGGCCCAGAAGCGCAAAGAGGAGCUGAAGCGCGUGCAGUCCAUCCUCAUGGCUAUGCUCCUCAAGCCCCAGCUCAGGGUCGUCUUCACGCACAAACAGGCCGUGGUGUGGCAGAAGAGCAGAGUGUCGGACCAUAAAAUGGCCCUCAUGUCCAUCUUGGGGAAAGCCGUCAUGGACAACCUGGCACCUUUCCAGUACCAGUCCGCGGACUCAGAGAUGAGUCUGAGCGGAUUUCUCCCCAAGCCCGACGCGGACCACUCCGUGACAAGCUUGUCCACCGCAGAAAGAAGUUUCCUGUUCAUCAACAGCCGCCCAGUGCGCCAGAGAGACAUCUUAAAGGUCAUUCGCCAGUACUGCGGUCGCCGGGGCCAGAAGGAGACCACUCACCUUUACCCCGUCUUCUUCGUCAACAUCGUCGUGCCCGCGGCGUCGGUCGACGUCAACCUGACCCCUGAUAAGAGUCGUGUGUUCCUGCAAAACAAGGAGUCCGUGCUGCUGGCUGUGGAGACGGUGCUGGCAGGCUGGUACGGGCCACUCCCUGGAGCCUGCGGGGCUGACGAAGCUUCUCCCGAUCCGCUCCCGGACGGAGCUGGGCUCCCAGCCGGGCCUUGCGACCGAGAGGGAGAACCAGCUGGUCCCCCCACCCCCUCUGAGCUCCCUCGGGCUGGCCCGGGGGCAAACCUGCAAACCACCAGACCGGCCUGCUCCAGGCAUCCUGCCGCCAGGGACAGUGCUCCUCCUGACGGCAUUCCUCCCGAUAACACUCCUCCCGACAGCCCUCUUCUCAAUGGUGCUCUUUCCGACGGUCAUCCUCCUGAUGGCGCUUCGCCUGAUAUCAUCCCUCCCGACAGCCCUCCUGCUGGCAGCGCUCUUCCCGACGAUGCUCCUCCCAGUGGCACUCCUCUUCACAGUGCUCCUCCAGAUGACCCUCUUCCCGGUAGCAUUCUUCCCAGUGACGCGCUUGCCGGCGAUGUUCUUCCGGACGACUGUCUUCCCGGUGACUCCCUUCCCAGCCACACUCUUCCUGGCAUUGGGCGAGACAGUCGUGACAGUCCUGAUCCCCCGCAAGGGGGCACCCAGGGGGAGCCGGGCAGGGGGGCGGGGAGCCCCGCGGGACCCCCGGAGUCCACAGAGGGGUCCGGCCCAGGGACCGAGGCCUGGAGUAAGGGCUCCUCCUUUUGGAGCCGGACAGGGACGAAGCUGGAGCCGGUCAGGAUCCUGGGCCCGCAGGCCGGAGGCGAAGCGGCCGGGCCAGGCGGGGGAGGCGGUGUGGUGGACCGCAAGCACGGACACCUCACCGCCUAUGACCUGAUCAGCGGCCGCACGGUCAGGAAGCCACUGUCCGCCAAGGACCUGUUUGAGCGGGAGCAGCGGGCCCGGCUGGCGGAGGAAGAGGCGGGGGCCAGCGCUGACCGGGUCGCCCAGCUGACCGAAGACCUGUGGGCCGUGGCCACGGGGGACGAGCGGGAGAGGUUCGAGGCGGCAGCGGCCAGAGAACUGGAGCGCUACAACCAGCAGAUCCGCCGAGCUCAGGAGCGGGGGCCCCGCGUCGCGUCCCGAUCCACCCGCCCGACCCUGCGGCCCGGCCUGAAACCGGUCCCGUCCGGUCAGCGCCGGUUGCCGGAGCUCCUGAAGCCCCAGGACCGGCAGAGGGAGCGGCAGGGGGCGGGCCGCGCGCCCGGCGUCCGCACCGUCCACGUGCCCUUCUCCAUGGCCGCCCUGAGGCGGGCGUCGGCACGGGCGACGGGGGCGGACGGCGGGGAGGGGACGGACCUGUGCCUGCUGGAGCCCCUGGGGCUCCCGGACGCCUGGGUGGCCGCCUCGGGCAGCGCGGUGAGGCUGCUGAACCCCUGCCGCGUGCAGGAGGCGCUGCUGUUCGCCAGGUUGCUCGACACCCACCGCCUCCCCACCGAGCCCCUGGAUGCCCCCAUCGUGCUCUCGGAGAGCCUUCUCGGAGGCCGCCGGGUGCUGGACGUCCUUCGGGAGAUGCCCACGGGUGGACGACGGGUCGACGGGUCGACUUCACUGACCGAUCCACGUCUUGUAGCGAACGGUUUCGAGAUCAGACUGAUUCCAGGGCCGUCGGCUGAAGAAGAUCGCCUGGAGAUAGAGGGGCUGGCCAGCUGCCUGCCCUUCUACGGGGUCUCGGACCUCAAGGAGAUCCUGGGCGCCGUGCUGGCCGGAGAUGCCCAGGAGCUGCGUCAGUGCCGGCCACGCAAAGUGGUCAACUACUUACAGGGAGAAGCGGUGCGCCUGUCCCGCCAACUGCCCCUUCACCUGUCCAAGGAGGACGUGCUGGACACGAUGGCCAGGAUGAAAGACCAGCUCGGGAGCGAGACCCAGACCUGCGUCCACGGCCGACCGUUCUUCCAUCACUUGGCGGAUAUCCCGCGGGCCGCUGAACCGGACCUGCCUGAGGCGGAUGUCCCCGUCGUCCAGUGACUUGCCCCCUCCGGAGCAGAUGUCCAUGUCAUCGGGUGACACGUCCCUGUCCGGGGUAGAUGUUCCCACAGUCCAGUGACAUGUCACCAGCUGAAGCACAUGUCCCCGCUGUCCAGUGACAUGUCCCCUGCCGGAAUGGAAGUCUGCACCGUCCGACGCCACGUCCCUGGCUGGAGCGGAUGUCCACGCGGCCCAGCGACGUGCACCCGGCCGGGGCGGAUGGUCCCAUGGUCCAGUGACACGUCCCCGGCCUGGGCGGAUGUCCCCGCAGGUCCAGUGACACAUCCCCGGCCGGAGCGGAUGUCCAUGUGGUCCACCGAUGCGCCCCCGGCCGGGGCGGAUGUUCCAACGGUCCAGUGACGUGUCCCCAGCUGGGGCAGAUAACCCCACUGUCCAGUGACAUGAGCCCGCACAGGGCAGAUGACCAGGCGGUCCAGCUGUCUGGGGGCUGGGCUCUUGUCACCGAUAGGGGUUGGAGUUCCCAGUUUUAGACUUUUCUAAGGCAGGUGGCUUCUCCGGCGGGACCUGGCCCAGCCUGCCCUGUUCUGCCUUGCCCUGGCCUGCCCUGCCCUGCCCUGCCCUGCCCUCUUCUGCCCUGACCUGGGUUACUGUUUUGAUAAAUAAAGAUUCAGCCAAGGA